Molecule: messenger RNA, 1484 nt
Organism: Drosophila hydei
Lineage: Eukaryota; Metazoa; Arthropoda; Insecta; Diptera; Drosophilidae
Exons: 3
Coding region: 488-1429 (313 amino acids)
Source: RefSeq, a predicted model, not a curated record
AGCUGUCAAAGUGUGAAUGACACUCACACACUCACACACACUUCGGUUUGUUUUUCUUGUAAAUUGCUUUUGAUUUGCAUACGCGGAAGCGUAUUUAAUAAUACAGUCAGUUAUCCAUACUCAAACUGGACAGGAAAUGUUGAAAUGUUCGCAGCGCGAUUUCAAUCAGAGCCGCAGGCCGCGCCGCUUAUUCGCCCAUUCGAAUUGUAUUUGAAAACAAGAUAAGUAAGAUAAGCAUAAUUUAUACGCUGUAUAAAUCAAUUUCUUCUUAUAUUAAAUUGUGAAAUAUAAUACAUGGCCACAGCUGAUGCUCUUUAGCUGUCAAUUGGCUGGACAUCAGCUCGUGACGCACACUCAGACUCUCACACAGCAUGCUAAUAAAUUCGACUGAGUGGCUCAAUUAAAUAAUCGCCCACAAUCAGUGAAUAUAUCGUCAGAGUUGGGGUCGAACUGGGCUCUACGCGUCGCUCGCUCAGUCAGUAGCAAAAUGAGGCGAGAACGCAAAACAUCUUUCAGCUAUCAUAGUGUCCUGCUGGCAUUGAUCGCGUUCGUGGCUGUGGUCGGCGGUGCACCGCAGCUGAAGAGCUCGUCGAUGGAGGGUGCCGAUGGGUCAUCAGAUGCCGAAAACAAGUCCAGCUCUAGUGAGGAGGACAGCCGUUCGAGCAGCAAGGACGAUAAUGUUUCGGACGAUUUGAUUGUGCUCACCUCGGACCGUGGCCCAACCAAAACGCCAUCGAAAUACGACGAUCUCUUGCGAGAGCUCGAAGAGAAGGAACAGGAAGAACCAUUCAAUCCUGCCCCGCCUCUGAACAUAAGCGAUUUUGUGGCGUUGAUACCCGCCAGGCAGGUGGUGGCCAUCGUCAACAAUUAUUAUCGCCACGACGAAGAGGUGCAGCGAGGAUACGAUUUCAUCAAAACCGAGAUCUUUGAACUGCUGCAGAUGGCCGAUGUGCUGGCUGUGACGAAUUAUUUGCAUGGCAUCGGCUUAGACGUAAUCGAUCUGGCGCAGGCCGUGGUGUUAACUCUGAAGUCAGCCUCUGCGGACAACACACCGGGCAGCGAACUGGAUGUGGCCAUUGUCAAUGAGGAGCAGAAGGGCGUGCACGGCCUAGUUGACAGCAUACUGGGCUUACUGUCAGCAACAAAAUUCAGUGAGAUGUAUGCCAAUAAAGUCAAAACGGACGAACAUUUCGCCAAGUUCAACAACAACUUGUUCUCAGCGGAGUUCAAAAUUAUAUGGAACAAUCUGUAUUAUUCAGAGCCUGUACGUGAAUUGUUCUACAAAGACAAGGAUGACAUAUAUCUACCACAGAUUUACGAGUUCAUAAGGCACAUCGACAUAUGUGCAACUGACACGCCCAUAAGAGGAGAGCUCAGAUUGAGGACAUGCCUGCAACAUGAAUCGCCCAUAACACCAAAGUCUAAAUAAAGUUCUUACGCUUACGUAUGUGAAACAAUUAAACAGCUAAACAGAUUAGAGUGGA